UUUCGAGGGGGGCGUCGUCGGCGUACAUGUGCACACGCAGAAUAGCGAGCAUGAAGUGAAGUGUUAAUAAGUGGACAAUAAUAUUGGAGUGUGUCCGGUGCUACAGUUGGUCGCGAUGGCUUCAGAGGAGGACGACGCGCUGCUGUUCCUCAUCUACCAGCACCUGAAGGUCAGCGGCUUCAGCAAAGCCGCCAGGCUGCUGGAGAAGCACGUUUCUCAGGUGGAAACACCAGAGGAGAGUUGUAACCUACAUGACAUCUACACAGGCUGGAUGAAGCUGCGCUGCGAUCUGAAGAAAGAAAGCAUCAACCCAGAACCUGCCACCAGUGAAGAAGAAGCUGCUGCAGAGACUGAACCUUCCAACACCACCGAAGAAGAGUCCAAAGCAGAUGUUGUGGAUUCAUCAAACGGAGACGCUGAGAAAGACUCAGAGCAGCUGCUGGAUGUCACUGAUAAAACUCAAACAUCAAACUCGGAAGAAGAAAAGACAGAGGAGCAGGAUCCAGAAACAAAGCAAGAGUCAGCUCCUACUGAAGUUUCUACUGAGGCAACGAACAAGGCAGAAAGUUCCAGUUGUGCCACUUUGGACUCUGAAGAAAUGGCUGAGCCCACCGAGGGCGAUCCCGAACAACCUGCCUCUGAUCAGCCUGAUGGACAUCUGCAGGCUGAAGAUCCAGCCGAGAAGAUGGAGGAGGACAAGCUGAAGCAGGCUGCCACAAACCCCUCCGAGGUCGCAGAUGAAGCUUCUGCAUCUGAGCAGACUGAUGCUGAUCAAACUGAAGCUCCAGCUUGUGUCACUCAGGAGGACGGCGAGUCCUCGGAAGAUGAGCAAGAAACAGCUAUAGAGAAGCCCAGCGAGGCCGAGCCCAGCGCCGCAGAGCCGACAGCCGAGGAGGCCAAUGAGCAGCCAGCAGAGAACGAAGCCCCGCCCCCUGCAGAUGCUGACAGUGAGGAUAAAAAUCCAAAAGAGGACGACGCCAAAGUAGAGGAGGAGGAGAAAUCUGAGAAACCUGAAGACGAGGCGGAGAAGUCGACAAACCAAAGUGACACUGCUGACGUCCCCGCUGCUCACACUGAAGACCCGGAGGACUCCAUCAUCCUCAACAUUCAGACCCCAGAUGACGAAGCAGCCGAGCGAGAAAGCAGCCAACUGCUCCCCGAGGAGGCUUCAGAAGACUCCAAAAGCCCCAAGAAGAAGAAAAAGAAGAACAAAAAGGAUGCAAAGACGUCCGCAGAAGAUGCAUCGAUCACAGAAACACCCAGCACUGAUGCCUCCAACGCAGAUGCCCCCAGUGAUUCUCCUCUUACCAGCAAGUCUGCCAAAAAGAAAAAGAGAGACAAAAAGAGGCAUGGGGAGGUGGCGGCAGAGACAAAAGAGGAGGAGGAGAAGGAGGAAGAAGUGUCUCAGGUAGCUCCACCAGAGAAGAAGAAGAAGGCAAAGAAGAGGAAAAGGGAAAGAAAUGAAGUGGAAGAAGAGGAAACUCCCAAUGCCCUCUCUGAAAAAAUUAAAAAGAAAAAGAAGCAGUUAACAGAAGUAGAGGAGGAGACGGUGGAGAAUCCUGAGACGACGGAGGAAAAAAGAAGAAGAAGAAGAAGAAGAGGAGGAAGAAGAAAAAGGAAGGUCAGGAAAAAGAGGAGGUGCAGUCUGAAGAAAGCCCAGCAGGGGGCGACAAAGACACAGAAGAGACACCAGAAGCUGAAGAUGGAAACUCUUCUCUGGUCUCCUCGGCCAGAAAGAAAAACCGUCUCAGGAAGAAGCUCAGUCUGAGGAAGAGGUUCAGACUGCAGAAGAAAGACGGCACAAUGAUGAUGAUGAUCAAGAUGAAGAACAACAACUUGGCUGCAGGACAGAACGUCUCAGGGAAAAAGAAGCACAAACACAUCCAGGAUGAGACGCCUCAACCAAACAAGCCAAACAAAAGACCGCCAGCCGACGGCAUCCAGGAGGACGAGACACCAAAGAGGAAGAAAACGACGAUGGUCGGCAGUGAACAAGAGGAAAGCUCGUCAAAGGAAAACAAACCUCCCAAAACAAAGAAAGAGAAGAAGAGUGAAGAGGCAAACGAUGUGAACGCAGAGAGUCCUGAGGCUGACUCGUCUGUGCUUUCUAACGAGGGGAAGAAGAAGAAGAAGAAGAAAAAAAGGAAAGCAAAGGCAGUUCAGGGUGAGGAGACUACAGACGAUUCGACCCUCAUCGCUGUGAGCCCAGACGUACCCGCUAAGAAAAACAAGAAGAACAGAUUAAAGGAGAGACUGGAAGAGACAGAAUCUGCUGCAGACAGACUCACUCCUGCAGCUGUUUCUACGAAAAAGAAGAAAUCCUCCAAAAAGCAGAUAACAGAUUGAAUCUGGAUUUAGUGGAGGAUGAUCCUGUCUUGGACCUGAAAGCCCGGAAACCAACAUGAGCAAUUUAGUGCCUUUUCUCAUGAUUGUUCUCAGAUGAAAGGUUUUUCUUUUUUUUUUAACCUUAGAAAAAGAUUUGUGAGUAAUGACGAUUGUUUUCAGUCACAUUUUCACUGUCUUUUGUUCUUUAACUGUGAAUUCAGCGCGGUACAUCUGCACCUGCAGUUCAGACCCCUACAUUAGACCAGCACAGUGCUUCAUAAUCAGUCUCUGACUCUUUGACAGACUUUUGAACCAUAAGUUUAAUUAAACAUUUUUUUUCUUGCGCUGGACGACAUUUUCAAAUAUUUCAUGGUGCAGAAACUUAUUUGUAAAGGAAGCCAAAUAAAGACAUGAACAUAAAUAGCACUAUAAUGAAAUUUAUUUUCAUCAUUGGUGAAUUUGUUCAAUAUAAGUCUAAAAAUGUGGUCAAAAUGCCCCAAAAGCCAAAGAUAUUUAACACUGGGACUUGAGAAUGUUUGGAGAGUGUUUAAGAAGAUUUUAUUUCUACUACAGAGUGCUCCGUUUUCAGUAAAAGCCUGUAUUGUCAAAACUACAAUCGGCAUGUCAUCCAAACUGAUUUUUGAGGCCAGACUUUCCCCUCCACCACCCGUUUUUCUUUUUACCUUCACUGGUUGUUGAGUAAAACUCUUCUGGGUGAUGAACUCGGCACUGCAGAUGAACCGUGUUGGGAAACUCUUCAUCUCUUAACUGUGGUUGGAAAUGAGCUUCAGGGGAGCAAGCUGUGAAAGGAAGAUUUCAAAGUGGGUCAUGUUUUUGAACACUUCUGUCGGCAUUAAUGGGCUGUUUCAGAAAUGCUUUUCAGUAGGAAGCGUGGCUUUGUUUAGAGGAAGAGCUUUUUGUGUGUUACUGAUGUCUGUUUACUUUUUCUGUCGGUCACAAGCUGUGAAGUGAGAUUCCCUCUGCACCUUGUCCAUCCUUGGAAAUUUAAAGUUUCAGUCCUCAGACCUUCUUCAACAGAGAUCAGGCUGGACAGACCCAACCAACUCUUUAUUCAGAUAAAGCAAAACCAGCAAACGGCACAUUUAUGAAAGUAAUCAGUCUGGAGCUGGACGUCCUGUAAUGCAGACUCCAUACUAAGACCUUCACUGCAUUUCCAAACAGAUGGUUGUUUUUGGCAAGUUGCAGGGGACACAAGUGUAAAAUACGACUCACCACUGUAGUUCUACUGUGGAAGGCAGCAGGCCACGAACAACCGUCAGUUCAAACGACACCACUGCAGACAAUCAUUUCACCAAGCUUUAGCUACGCAGUGAUGGACUUAAUGUGAACGUACAAUGCAGGACACUCAAACCAAUCAGUCCCGCUUGAGUCUCACUGGGAGUUUCUGAGGACUGAAUCCUUGGAUUUCCUGGCAGGGACCACGUCCUUACCUCUGGAUAGUUCCUCCUGUUCACCAGCAGUAGAUGUGGAUGAGCCUUUACAGACAUGUUUACCUUCAUGGACUUUUCAACUAUGCACUUGAUUAAAUCCCGUUGCUGUCGUUCGAGGGACUAAAAUCGUUGUUCCUGAGGACCAACAUGUUUAGAGUCUGUUGGACACAAAGGAUCUGUACCAGCUUUGAUUUUACCGUUGUUCAUUCAUACUGUUACGUGUGUGUUAAGUUACUGUAAUUAUCAGUGUUUGAGUCAAAUCAAACUGGGAAACUGAUAACCUGACCUGAUUAUACAUUACAAAACAGACAGUUUUUUUUUUUUUUAAAAGAAAUUCAACCCAAAUGUAAAGGGUCCUGAACACAGUCACACUAUAAGUGGUCCUCACGUUUAUUUCACAAGAGCAUAUUUCACUUUUUCACUCUAUGCAUCUGACUUCACACUGCAGUAAAAACGCUGCAUAAAACUAAAUUCAGCUUCACGACACGCAAAAACACUUGAAGCUCAGGGAUUCAAAGUCUACACGAACCACAUCUUAAAAUUCACAACUUAAUUCCUAAAUUAUAAAUGUGAUAUUUAUGUUACAUUUAUAAUUUCAGGGCUGAACUGAGUAACUUCUUUCAAAACAAUCCCUCAUUUGAUACUGAAUAAUAUUUUGGAUACAGAAUUUGAUUCAGGAUUCAGUUUUAUAUCUCUUAUUUUAAAUGAAUAAUAAGUCAUCUGAGCCUUCUUGUCACUGGCGAACCGGCAGUUGUUUGUCUUUGUCUCUGCACUUAAAGAGAGAAAAGUUCAGGUAGUUUAGAGUUGAUACUGACAUCGAUUCAUUAAACUGUGAAGAGAAAUGAGGCCUUUCAAACUCUCGAUGUCUCUGUUUACUCCCCGGUUAACAAAGCAGAUGCCUUUCUUGCUUUUUCCCUGAAACAGAAAUCCUGAAAGUCAACAUGUUGGACCAUUUGUGAGCACAACUUAAAUUGUCUCAACUCCAAACAUCACGUGUGGUUUUUCUUAAAAUGACAAAGUUGGGUGACAUUUUCAGCUUCAUUUUAUUGGCUCUGUAUUUUGUUUGAUAUUUUCCAGGAAUCUUUCCUUGUACUUUCUGAAAAAUUCAACACUUUUUAGAUGUAGAUUAUGAGCUUAGUUACAAUUUGGAAAUGAUUAAAGGUAAAUGCAAGUAUUGGGUGAAAGAACAUUAGUACACUGGUGACAACGGCCAUCUGAGUUUCCCUAAAACGCCACCAAAAAUUCUAGUUAAGCUAGAAAAUGCUCCACACAGAGGUCAACUUAUUUACUUGUGAGCAAAUAUGACGAAAGGAGAACAGCUGAUUCUGUAAAUUCAACAAAAGCAGAUCUAUAAGUCAGCAAGAAUAAAAUGAAAGAGUUUUAUGGCCUGAUUUCUCUGGUAAACUCAUAAACUCGUAGCUGUCCGAUCAGUGUUUUACUUACCUACUACAGAAUUAAACUGGAACUGCCACAGCUAACUCCAUCUCUCUUAGAAUUAAGAGUAAAUUUGGCUCGGACCUACUUGGAAAUAUCUUUACAUUUACAGUUAAGAUCAGCCAAUUUUUAGAAAAAGUGGGAGGAAAGUUUCCUGAAAAUGAAAGACCCAUAAAAAGCAUGAAAGAGCAGAUUAGAGGGGAUAGGAUUCUAGCAUGUCUGUUACACCGAUGAAAUAAAUACUGCACAUGUACACUGUUGUUCAUUUUUUCUGCUAAAUGUUUUUCACAUUUCUGAAUCACUGUUUCUUCCAUUAAAAUAUUUUGUCUCUGAACUUUA
Acanthochromis polyacanthus (spiny chromis) is the source of this 5549-nucleotide messenger RNA. Its product is annotated as ABC transporter F family member 4-like. The record is from RefSeq and is a predicted model, not a curated record. The coding region runs from base 116 to 1768 and encodes 550 amino acids. Lineage: Eukaryota; Metazoa; Chordata; Actinopteri; Pomacentridae. Gene Ontology annotation, molecular function: protein binding. The transcript is spliced from 15 exons.